Molecule: messenger RNA, 2302 nt
Organism: Hypomesus transpacificus
Lineage: Eukaryota; Metazoa; Chordata; Actinopteri; Osmeriformes; Osmeridae
Gene: napbb
Product: N-ethylmaleimide-sensitive factor attachment protein, beta b
Exons: 11
Coding region: 86-976 (296 amino acids)
Biological process (GO): intracellular protein transport; SNARE complex disassembly; synaptic transmission, glutamatergic
Cellular component (GO): synaptobrevin 2-SNAP-25-syntaxin-1a complex; vacuolar membrane; terminal bouton
Molecular function (GO): syntaxin binding; soluble NSF attachment protein activity
Source: RefSeq, a predicted model, not a curated record
AUCCUUCAUUAGCUACUAGCUAGAAUCCUGUGCUAGUACUUUCAUUUAACUGUUAGCCGGUGUUUUGCACCUUUGUCCUAAGAAAAUGGAUAACUCUGGAAAAGAGAAGGAAGCCAUUCAGCUUAUGGCUGACGCUGAAAAAAAAGUGAAGUCUUCAGGGACUUUCUUGGGAGGAAUGUUUGGCGGCGGGCCCCAUAGAGUGGAGGAGGCGUGUGAGAUGUAUGCCAGGGCAGCCAACAUGUUCAAGAUGGCCAAGAACUGGAGCGCUGCCGGUAAUGCGUUCUGCAAGGCAGCCCGCCUCCACAUGCAGCUCCAGAACAAACACGACUCUGCUUGCAGCUUCAUCGACGCAGGGAACGCCUUCAAGAAGGCCGACCCUAACGAGGCAAUCAAGUGUUUAAAUGCAGCCAUCGAUAUAUACACAGACAUGGGAAGGUUCACCAUUGCAGCCAAACACCACAUCACCAUCGCAGAGAUCUUCGAGUCGGAGAUGGUGGACGUUGAAAAGGCGAUUGCCCACUACGAGCAGGCAGCAGACUACUAUAAGGGAGAGGAGUCUAACAGCUCUGCUAACAAGUGUCUACUGAAGGUUGCUGCCUACAGCGCCCAGAUGGAACAGUACCAGAGGGCCAUUGAGAUUUACGAGCAGGUUGGAUCCAGCACCAUGGAUAACCCCCUCUUGAAAUACAGCGCCAAGGAAUAUUUCUUCAAAGCCUCCCUGUGCCACUUCAUCGUGGAUGAGCUGAACGCAAAGCUGGCUGUGGAGAAGUACGAGGAGAUGUUUCCUGCUUUCUCUGACUCCAGAGAAUGCAAGCUGUUGAAGAAACUUCUGGAAGCUCAUGAGGAACAGAACAGUGAGGGUUUCACAGAAGCAGUGAAGGAGUUUGACUCCAUCUCUCGCCUGGACCAGUGGCACACCACCAUGCUGCUGCGCAUUAAGAAGAGCAUCCAGGGCGAUGAGGGCGACCUGAAGUGAAGUUACCUCAGGGAGAAGCCUCUUAGCGAGGGGACCUGCCCUGGUAUGCCUCUCCUCUCCCUCCUCCAUCAUCUCCUAUUGUGUUAGUGUAAUGACUCACUACAGAGUCUCCAUAGACUACACAUCUACACUCAACAGCAAUGCCUAAAGAGCAUCUUUAGAUCAGGAUACUUGGGUUUCAUUCCAAAUGUACCAUUUAUUUAUAGUUCUAUGGUUUCUACUGUGUCUCAGUAUUAACAUCCACCAAAGGUAGUCAGGGUGUGGAGCCGUUAUAACACACGUCUCUGUGGAUGACAGCCGGUCCCUCUCCUCUGGUCGACCAGUAACCAAGGAGAUCUGAGAGGUCCAGACCACUUCUACUGAAGCAUUAUCAAGAUGUUAGCAUUGAGAUCAAGCACUGCAUGAUUUCUACAGUGGCGAUUUGGUCUUCAGUUUCAGCAGAUGUGACUGGCUUUUAAUCUAGAGAUGAGUAACUAUAUGAGCAUAUAUUUUAAUAUCAAAUACUUGGAAUUAUUAGUGUAUUUUGUUUUAUUUCUAAAGGUUGUUUGGUUGAUAGUGACCAUCAUAGUAUGUGUGUGACACCCAACAGGAAAUGUAUUAUCAGGGAUUUUGUGACAGAAGGAAAAACAAUCACACCAUCUGAGUGGUUGUUGUUGUAGCCUGAGCAAGCACAGUAGUCCUGCCAUCUGAGUGGUUGUUGUUGUAGCCUGAGCAAGCACAGUAGUCCUGCCAUCUGAGUGGUUGUUGUUGUAGCCUGAGCAAGCACAGUAGUCCUGCCAUCUGAGUGGUUGUUGUUGUAGCCUGAGCAAGCACAGUAGUCCUGCCUACUCCUGAGGACAUCACUUGUACAAGUUAGACUGUUUAAAAUCAUCAUACAUUUUGACGGUGGGUUUAUGGUUUCCCUGAGUCUCUUCUUUUUUGUAAUUUACUAUCAACUGAUUUUUAAGGGGGUGGAUGAACCACCAAUACAUUUUUUACUUUGUAUGUCCAGCAGUGUGAAGUAUCUGCCCGUAUGUGUGUUUUUAAAUGGACUAGUUCUACCUUCCCUGUACACGUGAGGGCAGUCUCUUCAAACAGCCUGUUCCAUGUAGCCCGUUGUGUGGUAUGUUGUGACUUAGGUUCACCUGUAGAGCACCUCCUAGAUGCCCUUCUAGAGCAUGUCAGCGGGCAGCUUACUGUCGUGUUACUUGGAUUGGCGUGAACGGACUGCACAGGGGUUAGCUAACGUUUCUACUGAAUCAACCUAAAUAUCUCUGGCUAAAUAAUGGUCUUUUUAUUGACUCUGUCCAUCUGUGUAAAUGUACAGUAAUAAAAAAACACCAAUAU